Molecule: messenger RNA, 3906 nt
Organism: Fonsecaea multimorphosa CBS 102226
Lineage: Eukaryota; Fungi; Ascomycota; Eurotiomycetes; Chaetothyriales; Herpotrichiellaceae
Exons: 1
Coding region: 1-3906 (1301 amino acids)
Source: RefSeq, a predicted model, not a curated record
AUGCGCCAACAAUUCGUUGACUGGGCUCGGCGACACUUUUUACAAUAUCCAUUGCUAUCUAGAUCUCACUCUCAAUCCCGAUCAACCAAGGAUACCUUCCGUGGCGAGCCAAAGGGAAGCAUCUGUAAAUUGCCAGCGGAGGUCGGCCAUGCUUCCGCCCCUUCGACGACAUGGAACCCGAUCUGGUUGCGCACGAGCUUCCUUUCAGCAACAGUAUUGACCUUCUCUGCUCUUAUUUCAGUUCUGUUACUCUUGCUUUAUUUUGUCAGAAGAGAUGACGGUCUAGUCCUUCGGACAUCAAAUCAUUUCACUUGGACGUAUGGGCCGACUGCCGUGCUCACAAUUGUUGUGGCUUCAUGGCGGCAGAUCGACUACUACUGCAAAGCUCUUGCGCCCUGGGAUGAGCUGCAUCGAGGAAACGUUCAACCAUUGAAAAGUGUGUUACUCGACUACAAGUCGCCCCUACAAAUUAUAAGCUUCUACAAAGCGGCCAAAAACAGACAUUUUACCAUUAUCACCACUAUACUGGGAUUCGUUAUUCUUAAGUUGAUCACCCUUGCCUCCACCGGCCUUCUCUUUCCGGACUCUAUUGCUUUACCAGACAGUCAAGUUGAAAUUUCAAGAAUCACAAGGCUGGACGGCUCACUCUAUGAUGCGUCCGCCAAUCAAGGGCUUUUCGACCCGUCAAUUGCAUACACUGCUUUCGCUGCCAUGAGCAAGGGAUUGCCUUACGCGGAUGGAACGACUGCUGAAAUGGUUUACGAACAAAUUGGGAAUUUCAAAUUACCGCCACAGAGUCGUGACGACAACGGAACAGUCAGCGCACAAGUUCAGGCUCUUGUCCCAACAUACCAUUGUGAAAGUGCUCCUGUGGCGGUAAUUCUUCAGCCAGCAAAUGUAACAGAUUUUCAUCCUGAAGACACCCUCCAGUUGUUGUUUCCUGAGUGUACUCUGAGAGCCGAUGGGAAAGGGACGCCCGUCUACGCUCUCAAUCCUCAGACUUUUGUUUGUCCAGAACGUCAGCUGAGUCCUUUAGUACAGCAAAUUGAUUGCAACACGAAUUCUACUCCGGGGAGCCUGGACAAUUGGCAACUCCUGACGCUGACGGACUUUCGCUACAAUCAAACGGUUGCCAAUGCGAGCGACCUGACUCUGGGAGACCCAGUUUCCGCGACUGCUUGGUCUACAGGCGUGGCACAAGUGGUCGGCAUCGCUUGUAGGUCGGGGUUUUCGCUCGAAAGGAUUCAGUUGUCCUACGAUUUGCAGAGUCUUUCUGGUGGAAUUCGAGUAAACCGUACAGAGAAUGGCAACAACACCACCCUAGGGAACUUUACAGGCUUUGAUCUUGGCGUCCUCACCACUUCGGCCCUCAGCGCCAGCGCAGAUAUGUUUGGUAAUCUGGUGGAUAACCAAGACGUUCUGGAGUAUCCAAAUGUGCUUUUCAAAAUGAUGGCCGCAAUAAGUGGCGGCACUUAUGAGGAUUUGCUGAAUGAAACCACGAUGAUCGCAGCCGCGGAGAAGGUCCUUCAACAAGUGGCCCUUCAGUCGGCAGCUAAGUAUAUCAUCAACGCUGAUAACACAACUCUCCCAGGCACCUUCCUCCAAAAGGAAGAGAGACUUCGGGUCAGCGACUUUUCACUCUGGGUCAUGUUCUCGGGCUGCGUGGUGAUGACUAUUUUGACAGUAUUCCUCCUUUGGAAGAGACCGAAGAAUCUAUGUCUCCGCAAUCCUGAACCCCCAAACAGGAAUGCAGAGCUCCUGGCCCACAGUAUCGAUUUUAGGGAAGCCCUGAGGAGUAUUAGGCUCGGUGGAGAUGAUGAGCUUAGAGCUAAACUACAAACCUUCAGAUUCAGUGCCGAGUGUCGAACGUAUGGUGAUGAUGACCGUGUUGUCUCUAUCUCGGUAUCACCCUCCGAACAUUCUCUGGGUGGCAAAGACGACGACGAUAUGUCUCGAAAUGAUGGGACUAUGUGGUGGAGUCCUCUGACACUAAAACGUCCGAUUCUCGUCAUCAGCCUGGUCAUGCCACUGGUCGCUAUUGGAAGUCUCGAAGCGCUACAGCAAGUCUCAGACAAACGGCACGGAUUUGUUGCUGUCCAUGAAUCAACCGGCACCUCCAUUACCAUAUAUACCCGGUUCCUCCCUGCUUUAUUGAUGUUGCUUGUUGCAACUAUGAUCAACUCUCUCGAUUUCAACAUUGCUGUUCUAGCACCGUACAAUGCGGUCCAUUCCAAAGUUGGCAGUUCAGCAUGGAGAAGCACCGCAACUUCAAACCUUGGAUAUCCACCUCCACUUGCCAUCUGGAACUCAAUGAGACACCACCAAUGGGGACCUUGCCUCUCUGGACUUGCUAGUCUCAUCGCAAGUGUUCUUACUAUUGUGGUGUCCGGCCUGUAUACCGUCGACAAGCUACCUCUGUCUCAAACAAUUUCCAUGGGUCGUGCAGACACAUUUAAUACGACAUGGAUCAACAGUGUCAAGAAUGACGGCUCAGCAGCAGUUGUCGCAAGCUUGACGGAAAGUUUGGGCUUGGAUUAUCCGCAGUUCACAUACGCAGAACUAGCCCUACCUUCCCUAAAGUCUCUUAUACCUGCGAAAGACGGCGGUGACACCAACGCGACUCUACAGAUUCAGGUUCCGGCACUACGCAGCGAUCUACAGUGCGUGGAGCUGGCUAGUGAUAUGGUGAAUGUUUCGGCAAGCUAUAAUUCCAGGAUUGACACAGCUCAGGCAUCAGUGUCUGCUACUGCGCGCUUGCCUGCAACGUGUCCCUUUGGUGGUUCAAAUGGUACGGCGAAUUACAUUCAAUUCAGCAACACCUUUUCGCUGCGCGACAACUCAAGUUUUGUCGGCAAGCUCUUAGAUUUGCAUGUCGGUCCGUUCGAUCCGAUACAGGAUUCCAGCUUUGGCGAGCUGUCGCCAAACACACAGGCGGAUAAUCCUCCUGGAUGCCCGUCUUUGGCUUUUCUCUAUGGAUAUGCAGAUGUCAAUGCUCCGUCAAGGACCGUGAUGACGACCUUGAUGUGCUAUCAGUAUAUCGACCAGCUUUCAACGAACGUGACUUUUGCCUGGCCUGACCUCACCAUCCCUACAACUCGACCUCCUGUAGUGAAUGAGUCUUCCUCAGAACGGCUCACGAGUGGCGUGAACGGCGAGACCGCGUUCCAGUUCCGCCUGCAGCUGCACAUGGACGAUGAGUUCUCGUCCUUCAACCAGACGGCGAACGAUACCGCCACACUCGCAGAAAGCUCACCGCCGAUGGACAACUUUUUUCAAGGCGUCCUCUUUGGCAAGCAGCCGCUGAACAUUUCUCUUCUGGCGAGUACUCGGCCGGAAGACAUCUCACAGGUCUACGGUGGCAUCCGCGGCCUAUACCGUCGGUACAUGGCGCAGGCUAUAUCAAGCAAUAUGCGAGUUCCCAUCAAUACUCGCGCGGAGGAGGACGACUCUGCAACAACAGGUUCUGUAAACCACACAACAACUGUGACAAUGACAGGCACACUCCAGGACGCGACCCUCCAAGCCCGAAUCGUGCAAUCCCGCGUCGCGAAACUCAUCCUCCAGGUCCAGCUGGGUCUCAUCUUCGUACUCGCCUCGCUCGCCUGCUACUGCUCCAAACUACAUGAGAUCGUCCCCUUCAACCCGUGCACCAUCGCCGGCGUCGCGGCUCUGUUUGCGUGGAGUAGAAUGUGCGACUUUGACGAUCCUGUGGGGAGAGAUCUCAUGAUGCGAAACAACAAUGGUGGACAGGGACAGGGAAUGCGGCGCGACGAUGGAGGACAAUAUAGACAUGGAUAUAGAUAUAGAUUGGGGUGGUGGGACAUUGGGCAUGGAGUAGGGGGAGAAGCUGCACCUAGGUGGUAUGGCAUUGAUGCGGUGGAGCGAGAGGAGGAGGAAAGUUCGUAG